Messenger RNA from Mytilus trossulus (common blue mussel), 2590 nucleotides. RefSeq lists its product as uncharacterized. The coding region runs from base 262 to 2451 and encodes 729 amino acids. Lineage: Eukaryota; Metazoa; Mollusca; Bivalvia; Mytilida; Mytilidae. The transcript is spliced from 3 exons. The record is from RefSeq and is a predicted model, not a curated record.
AGGCAACUAACCCACCCUUAUCAAAUAUUUCAAUGCCUAAUUAGGACGCCCAUUUUUUAAGUGUAGACGAUGAUGGUGUUUCACUUCUUUUCUCACAACUCAAGUUUCUUAUUGGAGGAAAUAAUUAUAUGAUAUAUCUUUUUUUGUAUCAACAUUUGACUGUUUGAUCUAUUAAUAUCCUCGAUAAGUUGUCUCUCUAGCGGCAUCAGAUUGUCUGGGGAAACGUACGCAUUUCCUAACAGAUAAAGACGGAGUUUUAAGAUGGAAACGAAGAUAAUUAUCAUCCUUUUCCCGUUAUUUACAAGUAUUACAAGAGGACAACUAUCAAGUGGCAAUACGACAUUUGAAUCCUCGAGUAUAAGAACAAAACGAACAAUUGACAAUAUUGUGCCAAUUACAACUCGUUCAAUGUUACCACACACAAUUUCUACUUCAAACAUCGAGCUUCAGACGCACUUUGAUGAGUUAAAAUCAACAAGAGCUGUUCUGAAAAUGCCAUUUGCGUCAUCUACAAUAACCCUUUUUAAUACCACAGGAGAACUCAACUUAACAACGAAAGGUAACAGAUCACACGCAUUAACUACUUCAGUAGAUCCUUCUCCACAGGUAUCCUCCCUUAUAUUAGCAUCGCCAGUUAAUCAAUUAAACACUGUACCGAUUUCAAAAACUUCCUCUAUCAAUUAUAGCCCUUCAGUGACAAAAUCGACAUAUUUAUCUGAAGAAAGUUUACUAGUACAAAAUGUAUCUGUUUAUAACACGUCGAACAUUUCGUCUGAAAAACACACAGAGACGACACAAGGCCGUGUGUUACAAACAUCGAACCGGACACAUGUUUUACAGACGACCACAAAUAGACGUGUUUUACAGACGACGACUCAGGCGCAUGUGUUAAGAACAACGAGUCGAGAACAUUUGUUAAGAACAACGACACAGGCGCAUAUGUUACAAACUUCAUUCCAGCCAGAAAUAACGACGCGGCCUUUUGGCAUGAUUAUUCAUCGCCUAUCAAAGUCGUCAACUGAACCAGUCAGCUCAUUAGUCAUUACAAAUGGUGAGGUUAAAGAUUUCACAAAUAUGAUAGGAUCGACUCCUGUGGUUUCACAUUUAGAAACAGAAGUUGAAACAAAUAGAAAUCUGUCAUCUUCGAAAGCUACACAGGUUGUUCCAUCGACAUCAAUAAAUCUGAAAAUUCAAAAUGUAUCAAAGAGGGAUUUUACUUCAACUCUCUUGCCUAUUGUAUCUGCAUCUUCAGGCGACGAGACUCUACAAGGUACGCAAGCUACUGUUUCCUCGCAUUCAAAUUCUAAAAGUCAUCCACGUUUAGUGUCUUCGUCAUUCGUUGUCGCAAUGAAUAUGUUUUCAACAUCGGUAAUAACAAACGUGCCAACAAGCACAACAUCCCUGAGUGCUGCAAGUAAAUCUCUUUAUGGAUCAAAUAUAUCCAAUUUGUUAAAUGUGUCGCAUGAAUCUUCUACUUAUUCACUUGGAGACACUAUUAUUCAACCUUCUUUGUCGACAAAAUAUCAUCAAAUGACAUAUUCUCUAAACGAAAGAGUUGAAGUAACUGUAAAACCAAACCCAAACAAGAGGAAAUUAUACAAUUUCAGUUUUGAAAUCGAGUUUACCGGUGAAUGCAAAUCGUUAGAAACCCAAGAGGCAUUGAAGGAAAUUUGGGGUAGUCUGAUGAACAUCGUUGCCUUUCAGUCAGGUACAAAAGGAUUGAGCGUGGAACCAAUAAAUAUAUUAUGUGGUCCUUUGCGUCUGGCUUUCAAAGUAUAUAACACAACACAUAAAAACUUAACAGAAAUUAUUCGGACUAUGAUAAAAAAUAACAACUUUGUCAUAACAGUCCUCGUUGAUAAUUAUAGAUUGAAUUUCAAAGCUAUCAGAAUAUAUCAAUAUACAGAUCACAAAAUUGGUUCAGAAAUUUUCCUGAUGGGAUUAAACGAAGUUGAUAUCAUUGUGAUAAUUUGCGCUACAGCCAUUUCAGUUAUUCUUGUAUGUGCCGGAAUGAUAAUUUGUGCGCGGGAAUAUUAUCUAAAGAAAAGGUCACGAUCUUUUACAUUGUCAUCCUUCAUGUCAAAUGGAUCAAAUUCGUAUGAUUACACUCUUACAAAAAUACCGCGCCCAAAUAGUUCUUACUCGGAGAACGGUGUCAGAAUGAAAUUGAUGGAUCAUAAGGAUAAUCAGCGAGCGGCAUUGCUUCCUAUUGAAGAACAGGAAACUUCAGUGAGCGACAUUCAGUUAAGGGUGAAUUCGAAUGAGGAUGGACUAGUUGUUGGCGUAACAGGAACCGGAAAUAAUACUAUAUGUCACGAACAGUCAUAUAAUAAUUCUGAUAUAAAUGGGGACCAGUCAGAAGAAAAACUAUGUUCUACAACAGAAGAACUUGAUAAAAGUGUGGAUAAUCCUAUAUAUUUUGCUGACGAUGAGAGAUUUCUAAAAGUAUAGUUUUAUUCUGUAUUAGUAGAGGAUUAUACAUGGGAACCGAUUGUGAUACUUUCAGAAUUUAUGUCUUUUAUAUGGAUAUGUUCUUGGAUUGUGAAUCAAAUAAUUUAACGUUUUUUUAAUAAUUAAAAUGCAUGAAUGA